This is a messenger RNA of Malaclemys terrapin pileata, 4272 nucleotides long. RefSeq names its product somatomedin-B and thrombospondin type-1 domain-containing protein-like. Lineage: Eukaryota; Metazoa; Chordata; Testudines; Emydidae. Bases 1083 to 1910 code for a protein of 275 amino acids. The record is from RefSeq and is a predicted model, not a curated record. The transcript is spliced from 5 exons.
CCAAGAUCUCACUUUCGUCGCUUUGAAUAAGCCUGUUAUAAGACGAGGCUCCUAUGUUUCAUCAAGGAGUAUCAGAUGUGAAACAGCAUAAAGGUAUUUAAGAAGCCAACUCAAAGAGUUCCUCCUUCCACAAGCAUUCAGGUCUUGAGCAGUCCCGGCAAACAACGCACAAUACAGCAAAGCUAAAACUUGUUCUUCAUAAUAAUUUUAAAAACAAUACUAUCUGUCUAUUUAAUUUUAAAAUCAGCAAAAAAUAUCCACCUCCCUUUCCAUUUCUUAUAAGGAGUCUUGAAGUUUAAAUCUCCUCAGUGUGAUAGAUAUGUUUGCUUUGAUCUGCUUAGCUCUUGGAAGUCCAAGGACUCCAGGCUGUUGGCCCCCUGCUGCCCAGGGUCCCUAAGGACAGCUCUGUCCGCCAUUAGGGAAUUUUUUCCCAAGAACCCCCUGUAACAUUUCGUGAACCCCCAGGGCUUCACGAACCCCAGUUUGGGAACCACUGGCCUAAGGGAAACCCGCUGCUACCGGACCCUCAUUAGGGGUGUGUCGGGCUCUUCAAUGGCUGGCCUCAGCCCUGCCGGAGGAGAGCCGGGGGCGGAGGCAGGGGAAUGAAAUGAGUCCCACAGUCCCGCCCUCUCGAGCUUUGAGCUGGUCUGUGUGGCUGAAACACACAAGUGUGAGCCGGGGCCCUGGCACGUGUGUCCAAGGGCGCCAGCGCCGAGCACCGGAGUGGGGAGGGGGAGUAGGAGGGUCCUGGGCGGUGUGUCAGAGCUGGCUGGGGGGAGGCCGGCUGGGGGGAGGCGCCUUGUUCCUUUAAAUCGCGGGAGCUGAGCGCAAUCGCCGCAGGGAGCGGACCUGGGCUCAGUUAAGGGAGUCCCGGCGGCGGUGGGAUUCGCUCCUUCCCCAAAGCGCAGCACGUGGUGGGACGAUGAGUUGAGCAGCCGCUGGCACCGCCUCCCCCGGGCGCCCGGCUCAGCAGCACCUGGGCACCGCACCCCUGCGGCGGCAGCGGCCGGGCUCCCCACGCGGUGCCUGCCCUGCCCUGGCCGGCCCGCUCCGGGGCUGGGCGCGGCUCCGGCUGGGUUUGCAUGUGCUGCCCUCGCCCCAAGCCGGGCGCGGCGAUGGCUCGGGGCCCCGGCUGGCUGGCGGCGGUGGCGGCUGCGCUGCUGCUCCUGGCGCCCGGCUCGGAGGCCGGCUGCGCCGAGCUGGGGCGCUGCUGCCGGGGCAGAGACCUGGCUUGUGUCAGCAGCGGCUGGAGACCGGACCGAUCCCACGGCGUCUGCUACUGCGACCAGGCGUGUCCCCGCACCAUGGACUGCUGCCACGACUACCCGCAGGCCUGCCCAGAGGUCUCCUGUGCUGUAUCCGAGUGGAGUGACUGGAGUGGCUGUGCGGAGCCUUGCCGGGCAACAUAUCGAGUUCGGAGGAGACACGUCGUGCAGGAGCCUAGAAAUGGAGGCGAGGCGUGUCCUCCUCUGGAGGAGAAGGCUGGCUGUGUGGAGUAUUGGAACCAGGAAGGAGCUGAGUGCAAACAGUCCCUUAUUCCAGCAUUAAUAACCACGGGAGGUUAUGGGAAAGCAAGGAAAAAGAGAGCUGCGUCCAGUGAAAAUGAAAGAUCAGGGUAUUGUGUCGAAUUCCAGAUCACAGCCAUCACGGAAGGCUGUUUGCAGGGGAGCAGUUCCUAUACUCAGUGGAUGCGCUAUCUCAGCGAGGGGCACACGGUCUGCGUGGAGUGCCAGCACCCGGCCCUGGAUUCCAGGAGUCUGCAUUGCUAUGGGGAUGGCAGUGGAAGCAAAAAGAAUCAGCUGCUGCACUGGCAGGCCAUGGGGAAUCCCCGGUGCAGAGGAACCUGGAGGAGAGUUCGCCAGCUGGACACUUGCUCCUGUCCUUCUGUUCACAGUUUCUUGUUCAUCUAACUCUUCUGAAUUGGCCCAGCGCCUCCAAGCCUGAGUCACGGGAUCGUGGCUUUGGCACAAAGUUUGAAGUAACAACCCCACCCCACCUGCUGAUCAGUCAGUAAAACCCCUCUUGGACUGUUUCAAGGAGGUUGCCACCUGCCAACGCUGAGGCUGAAAACCCCUUCAUAUCCACCCACGCUCUUGGCUCGCUGAAGAAGACAGGCUGACAAAAAUCUUCAGGCUCUUUGUCCCCACACUUCCUUCCAUGAAUGUCCCCUGUGCUUGAGAGCAGCCAGCCUGACUUGGGCAGUCAGUCGCCUACUCUACUUCCAAGUCCCUCCUUCCCUGAGAUUUGCCAGCGAGAAGCCACCAAAUAAAAGAAUUCAAAAAAGAAUUUAUACAUGCAUUGUUUUAAAACCUAGCUAAGCAGCCAACAAAAGAUAUGUAAAAUGAGUCCACUCAAAUUGCCUCCUCUCCAUACAGAUAACCCUGCUGCCUGGAGGGCAUUCCUCCCUUCCCCCAAUGCUUUUGUUAUUUUAUGUUGGGUUCCUGGUCUAAUGUAGAGGCCAGUGUUGUACCUAUUGAAAUUUGGGGAAAAGCUCUCAUUUACUUCAUGAGAGGAGGUUUGAGUCCUUGGGGACUGAUCCUGAAGGGUGCUGAGUGCCUCCGCUCCCAUUGGGCUGGAUUCUGCUUCCAUUGAGGUAUACAGUAACUCCUCCCUUAACGUUGUAGUUCUGUUCCUGAAAAAUGCUACUUUAAGCAAAACUAUGUUAAGCGAAUCCAAUUUCCCCAUAAGAAUGGGGGGGGGGUUAGGUCCCAGGGAAAUCUUUUUCGCCAGACAAAAGACUGUAUUUUAUACGUAUACACACACAUACACAACAUACGUUUUAAACAAUGUAAUACUGUACACAGCAAUGAUGAUUGUGAAGCUUGGUUGAGGUGGAGGAGUCAGAGGGUGGGAUAUUUCCCAGGGAAUGCCUUACUGCUAAAUGAUGAACUAGCACUCAGCUGAGCCCUCAAGGGUUAACCUAUUGUUGUUAAUGUAGCCUCACACUGUACAAGGCAGCAGGAAUGGGAGGGGAGACAGCAUGGUAGAGAGAAACAGACACACUGUGUGUGUGUGUGUGUGUGUGUGUGUGUGUGUGACAAACACGCAUUGCCCCUUUAAGUAUGCUGACCCCACUCUAAGUACAUUGCCUUUUUAAGUAGAUAAGCAAGUUGAGACUGCAGCUGCUGCCAGCAAGCUUCCUGAGUCCUGUCGUAUCCCGUCCACCCCUGCUCUGUGAAUGGGGUAAAGGAGUGGGGGGGGAGGGUGACACCCUGAGAUUAGCACCCCUUCUCCCCCACCCCCCAGCAAGCAGGAGGCUCCUGGGAGCAGCUCCCAGGCAGAGGGCAGAAGCAGCAUGUGGGGGGAGGGACAGCUGAACUGCCCAGCAAUUGAUAGCCAGCUGGGCAGCUGCCACACAGGGAGUUUAGGGGAGUGGGGAGCUGAUGGGGGGUGGGGGGAGGUUCCAAGCCCCCACCAGCUAGCUCCAAUGGGCUGCUCUUUCUGCAAGGAGUAGACAAAGCAGGCGGCUGCUAAACAGCGUUAUAAAGGAGCAUUGCACAACUUUAAACAAGCAUGUUCCCUAAUUGAUCAGCAACAUAACAACAAAACAACUUUCAGAGUAACAGCCGUGUUAGUCUGUAUCCGCAAAAAGAAGAACAGGAGUACUUGUGGCACCUUAGACUAACAAAUUUAUUAGAGCAUAAGCUUUCGUGGACUACAGCCCACUUCUUCGGAUGCAUAUAGAAUGGAACAUAUAAUGAGGAGAUAUAUAUACACACAUACAGAGAGCAUAAACAGGUGGGAGUUGUCUUACCAACUCUGAGAGGCCAAUUAGUCCACGAAAGCUUAUGCUCUAAUAAAUUUGUUAGUCUCUAAGGUGCCACAAGUACUCCUGUUCUUCUUUUAACAAAACAACGUUAAGCGGGAUGACUUUAAGUGAGGAGUUACUGUAUAUUUAUAUGAGUUGUUUGCAAUAGCAGGGGACUGGACUCGAUGACUCAGGCAGUCCCUUCCAGUCCUAUGUUCCUUUGUGCAAAGUUUACAUUUCACGAUUGGGCCUGUUGAACCCGAUGGGAGUUGAGGGUGCCGUGGAGAAUGGAGUCCUUUGAUUUCAGGCUUCAAGGAGCAUGGACCAUAUUAUCUCAACUAUCUGUGAAGUGCCUAGAACACCUUUAGGUGUAUAGAAAAAGUAGCCAUUUAAUGCCCAGCUGGGAGAUAACUGUUCCUUUUUGUUUGCACAUGGAACUGUUUGAAGUAUUUUCUUUAUAAUUGGUUGAGGUUUUGUUGUAACACUUUUCUGUAGUGAAUAAAGAGAUGCUGGAGAUAUUCUAA